Anopheles coustani is the source of this 2838-nucleotide messenger RNA. RefSeq lists its product as uncharacterized. NCBI's taxonomy places the organism in Eukaryota, Metazoa, Arthropoda, Insecta, Diptera, Culicidae. Bases 1 to 2838 code for a protein of 945 amino acids. The record is from RefSeq and is a predicted model, not a curated record. The transcript has a single exon.
AUGGAGAGACGCGGAAGGGACCUGGGUGGAGAAGCCCAGUCGGACGCGGGCCAUCGAGAAUCCAAAUAUGCCAAGCGCCCGGGCAGCGAAACCUCCGAAGCACGGCUCAAGACAUUUCCCGAAACGAAGACGAGCCUGAUGUCUUCAAAGGCCGAAACGUGCUUAAGCUUGUUGAAGGAGCAAGGGCUUGCCGCGCGUGCGGAGAAAACGGCGAUGGCGACCACCCCGAAGGAGAUGGCGGCCGAGAAGGAUUUAGCGAUGGCGUCCGGAGAAGCGACGAACCAUCGGGAUAGAUCUAAUGCGUCCGUUGGGGGAAAAUCGCAUUCAAGUGUUGCAAAAACCUCCGUUUCGAGAACGAGUGGCAGUUCCCGCGCAUCGAGGGCAGCCAGGAUAGAGCAGCUGGAAAGGGAGCAUGCGCUCCAACUGGAGAUCCUUAAAGCAACGGCAACGGCAGAGCUAGCAAACUUAAAGCUAAGCCUCGAGAAAAAGAUGUCUCGGAUAGUGGAUGAUUUUGCUAGCAGCUCUAGCAAAUCAUCGAAGAUGCUAGAUAAGAUGAAGAAAACGGAGAGAGAUUCCGUUAGUUCGGUGAGUAAAACCAGCGAAGCAAAAUGGCCCCGUCGAACCGAAUCGAAGGAGCCAUCGACCCCGAAGAGGCAGCCAUUGCUAGCUGACGAGGCAGCAGCAAGGAAAGUUUGGCCAGCAAAGCUCCCCACGUUUUCCGGGUCGCCCAAAGAGUGGCCGAUCUUCUAUAGCUGCUACACGGAGUCAACGAAGGCAUGUGGGUUUUCGUCGCUCGAAAAUAUCAUGCGACUCGAGGCCGCGUUGACAGGAGCAGCGAGAGAUGCCGUCGCUUCGAAACUUAUGCUGCCAAAUGCUGCCCCGUUGGUCAUGGAGGUGCUGAAAAGGCUGUACGGUCGCCCCGCGCUUCUGAUAAAGGAGCUUAUAGAAAAGGUCCGGGCCACCGAAGCACCAAAACCGGAACGUCUGGAUACGCUCAUCACGUUCGGUUUAGCGGUUCAGCAACUGUGCGAUCACCUUACUGCGUGUGAGAUGCAGGACCACAUGGCGAACCCAAUGCUGCUAGACGAGCUGGUAGAGAAACUCCCUGCAACUAGGCGGUUAGAGUGGGCCCGAUUUAAGCGCCAUUUCGAACGGCCAACCCUCAGGGAGUUUGGUGCGUUCAUGGACGAACUGAUGGAGGAUUGUUGCGAGGUAACGGUGUACGCUCCCGCCAAAGUCGAGGCAGGUCGAGCUCCCGUGAAACCACUCCACCGUUCACAUACGUUCACCCAUUCCUCGUCGACCGUUGAAGUUAGCACUCCAGUAGCGCAACCGGUGGUGAAGCAGGAUGAGAGAGGCAGCACAGGCAACCUUGUGGCAAAGUGCUUCGUCUGCAAUGACCCCAGCCACAGAGUGAGGGAGUGCAAGGAAUUCCAACGGAUGCCGCUCGCCGCACGAAUGGAAGUGGUAACCCAGAGGAACCUGUGCCAAAACUGCCUGAGCCUUCAUUGGGAUAAGGCGUGCAGAUCUAAGCAGUCCUGCCGGGUCACAGCUUGUGGCCAGAGACACCACACCUUACUACACUCGGACACCGGUAACGUGAAAGCACAGUGCAACACGCAUCGCGUAGCGGAGCCGGAGAUUUUGUUCCGUGUUGUUCCCGUUACGCUGCACAAGGAGGGGCGCAGCGUGGAUGCAUUCGCGCUUCUGGACGAGGGCUCCAACCUGACGAUGAUAGAGUCAUCGCUUGCGGAGCAGCUAGGCGUCACGGGAAAGCGAGAACCCAUGGAGAUGCUGUGGACCAGCGACGUGCGGAGGACGGAGGAGGCUUCUCAGCGCGUCUCUUUCGAGAUCUCGGCGAGGGGCGAAGGGCGGCGCUACACAGUAGCGGCCGCUCACACAGUCAAACAGCUAAGUCUCCCGAAACAAACCUUAAAUGAUAACGUACUGAUAAGCAAAUAUAAUCACUUCCAGGGUUUGCCAGUCACAACUUAUCUGGAGACAGUGCCUCAAAUAUUGAUCGGGCUCCAAGAUGUUGCUUUGCUGGAACCACUAGAGACGCGUUCCGGCGAACUAGGUGAGCCGAUCGCAGUGCGGUGUCCACUUGGAUGGGCCAUUUACGGACCAUGUGCGGUGCAGCAACCGGCGGUAGACCAGCGCACACAGUCGUACUCAGCAGCAGUUAGCGUGAACCAACCGGCGGAAGAAGAGAAGGCUCCUUCCUGUGGAUCCAUUCCGGAAUGGGAGGCGGAAGUUAGGUUCAUACGAGCGUAUGUCAACUGCCAUACGAGAGUGACAGACAGCAUGGACCCUGAAGCCGAUCGGGAGCUACACGAAGCGCUACGGCAGUAUUUCACGCUAGAGGGUGUUGGGGUGUCCAGUUUUGCCGAAAACCUUCCAGAGCCGAAGGACAUAGCUCGAGCGAAGGAGCUGUUGGCAAGCACCACAGUAAAGGAGGAUGGCCGCUUCACUACAGGAUUGCUGUGGCGAGAUGAUGAUGUCUGCUUACCGGAUAGCUACCAAAUGGCAGAAAAAAGAUUAGUAUCCUUAGAACGGAAGUUGGAAAGAAAUCCGGAGCUCAAAAAGGAGGUACACGACCAAAUUAACACGUACCUAGAACAGGGCUUUGCGCACAAAGCGACCCAAGAAGAGCUGGCUACGGCAGACCCAAACCGCGUUUGGUACCUGCCCAUUAACGUUGUGGGUCACCCUCGCAAACCCGAGAAGAAGCGUCUAGUAUGGGACGCAGCAGCGAAAGUCGACGGCGUUUCCCUCAACUCGCAGCUGCUAAAGGGGCCGGACCUGCUAUUGCAACUGCCUGCUGUUUUUGGCAAUUAA